Molecule: messenger RNA, 940 nt
Organism: Euleptes europaea (tarantolino)
Lineage: Eukaryota; Metazoa; Chordata; Lepidosauria; Squamata; Sphaerodactylidae
Product: E3 ubiquitin-protein ligase MARCHF5-like
Exons: 6
Coding region: 20-916 (298 amino acids)
Molecular function (GO): zinc ion binding
Source: RefSeq, a predicted model, not a curated record
AGCAGCAGCAGCAGCGCCUAUGGCAGAGGCAGCCGCAGCCGAAGAAGCAUGGGAGAGGCACUGCUGGGUCUGUUUUGCUACCGAGGGUGAUGACCGGUCAGCCGAGUGGGUCUGCCCCUGCCGUUGCAAAGGCUCCACCAAAUGGAUCCACCAAGCCUGCCUCCAGCGCUGGUUGGAUGAGAAGCAGAAAGGCAACAGCACAGGCAGAGUGAGCUGCCCGCAGUGUGGCACAGAAUAUCACAUUGUCUUCCCCAAACUGGGACCCUUGGUUUAUUUCUUGCAGCAAGUGGACCGGGUUUUAUCCAAAGUGAGCCCCUUUGCUGCUGCUGGCAUUGUGGUGGGAACGUUAUACUGGUCAGCAGUUACCUAUGGAGCAGUUACUGUGAUGCAGGUUGUCGGCCAUAAAAAGGGGUUGGAUGUGAUGGAGCGGGCAGACCCUCUUUUCUUGCUCAUGGGGCUUCCCACCAUCCCUGUCAUGCUGGUCCUGGGCAAGAUGAUCCGUUGGGAAGACUACGUGCUGCGGGUCUGGCGGAAGUAUUCCAGCAAACUGCAGGCUCUGCAGGCUUUGGUCCCAGGGGUCAGCCGUCCCAUUGUGCAAGCACCACUGGCCGAGUCCCGCUACCAGAAUGACCACCUGUCCAUCUCACGCACACUGUGUGGCGCUCUGGUCUUCCCUACCAUUGCCAAUCUGGUUGGCAGGGUCAUGUUCCACCGAGUGAACUCCAGCCUACAGCGUACCAUCCUGGGAGGCAUUGCCUUCGUCGCCAUCAAGGGAGCCCUCAAAGUCUACUUCCGCCAGCAACAUUACUUGAUCCAAGCCAACCGGCGCAUCCUCAACUAUGUGGAGAAGGGGGAUGCGGAAAAGGGAUUGGCUCAGCUUGAUGAAGACAGCGGCAGUGAAGCGGGGCUCAGCUAGGGUGGGCUCCAAGCUGUCGUAGGC